Molecule: messenger RNA, 6776 nt
Organism: Dreissena polymorpha
Lineage: Eukaryota; Metazoa; Mollusca; Bivalvia; Myida; Dreissenidae
Product: WD repeat-containing protein 26-like
Exons: 14
Coding region: 200-1927 (575 amino acids)
Biological process (GO): proteasome-mediated ubiquitin-dependent protein catabolic process
Cellular component (GO): GID complex
Molecular function (GO): protein binding
Source: RefSeq, a predicted model, not a curated record
GUCACAAACAAAAACAUUGUACAGUCGACACAAAUCGGUGCAUAUAUGUCGCAUAAUUCCUUUAUUUUAUUUUCUGGGUUACGUAUCCAGACAGGCAACGGCUCCAAAGAUCCGCGCUAACAUACUGGCAUCGUCAUCGGACUCCGAGAGCGGUGGUGUAACCCCUCCACCGCGCAAAAAGCUCAAAACUUGUGCCAGUAUGCAGACGAACGGUACGGUUUCACAGCACAAUGGCGAGACCUUAGAUACUCUCUCGGUUCCGCUGCAAAAUGGGACCACGGAGACAUCGAUGAACGGUGGAGUGGAAAACAAACGGAACCCUCAAAAGACCAUGUCCAAAUCAGACAUGGACAUCAUACGUUUGAUUGGGCAGCAUCUUCGUGGAUUGGGGUUAAAUCACACUGUAAAUGAGCUUAUAGCAGAGUCUGGAUGUAUGCUUGAACAUCCUGCUGCUGCCCAGUUCAGAACUAACAUCAUGAAUGGUGAAUGGAACAAGGCAGAUGAAGACCUUGAUGAUUUGAGGAUUCUGGUUGAGAAGUCUGAAAACAUUCUGGAAAUGAAAUUCCUAAUCCUGGAACAGAAGUACCUGGAGUUGUUGGAAGAUGGCCACCUGUUGGAGGCUUUACACUGCCUGAGACAUGAACUCACUCCUCUCAGAUACAACACGGAGAGAGUGCACGAGCUUAGCAGUUACAUGAUGUGCAGCAAUCCAGAGGACCUGCAUGAUAUGUCUCAGUGGAACGGUAAAGGGCAACAGACCAGACAGAAACUCAUAGAAAAACUACAAGCAUUCUUGCCACCGUCAGUGAUGCUCCCUCCUCGACGUCUCCUCACACUGCUGAACCAGGCAGUGGAGCUUCAGAAGGAGAAGUGCCCCUACCACAACACCAAGUUCUCUAAUGGCUUGGAAGACGUCUCUUUGUUCUUGGACCAUGUUUGCAGCAGGGAGCAGUUCCCAUGUCAGACAAUGCAGGUGCUCAAUGAGCACUGUGACGAUGUCUGGUUCCUACGCUUCUCUCCGGACGGUUCCAUGCUCGCCACUGGCUCUAAAGAGGGAUCACUUAUCAUCUGGGAUGUCGACAAGGAUACUGGUACAGUGAAGUUUAAGCGAACGUUUGAUAACCCUUCAUACGGCGUGUCAUAUAUUGCCUGGAGUCCGGACUGUACAUACAUCAUAGCCUGUGGACCAGACGAAUGCGCCGAGCUCUGGCUCUGGAAUGUCAUUACUGGGGAGUUGAAGGUGAAGAUGAGCCAGUCUCCGGAGGACAGUCUGACAGGCGCCGCGUGGCACAGCGACAGUAGGAAGUUUGUGACGGGGGGCACGAAGGGACAGUUUUAUCAGUGUGACCUUGAUGGUAACGUGCUUGACUCCUGGGAAGGUGUGAGAGUCCAGUGCCUCGCUUGCCAGAACGAUGGGAAACUCGUGUACGCUGCAGACACACACUUCCGCAUAAGAGCGUACAACUUUGAUGAACUUACCGAUUCCCAUUUAAUUCAAGAAACACACCCUAUUAUGUCUUUCACAUUAAACGCAACAGGGAGGCUGUGCCUACUAAAUAUAGCACACCAGGGUGUCCAUAUGUGGGACUUGAAGGACCGAGUGUUGGUGCGGAAGUUCCAGGGUGUCUCACAAGGCACAUAUGCAAUACAUUCAUGCUUUGGAGGUCUCAAUCAGGAUUUUGUGGCUAGUGGUAGUGAAGAUAACAAAGUGUAUAUAUGGCAUUUGCGGCGUGAAAUGCCAAUAGCAGUUUUGGAGGGCCAUUCUCGCACGGUUAAUUGUGUUCACUGGAACCCCACAGUGCCUGGCAUGCUGGCUAGUGCGUCAGAUGACGGCACUGUCAGAAUAUGGGGACCUCGACCUUCAAGUCCAUCAAAAUUAGGUUCAAAUAAAAACUGUAUAGAAUCUGGCCGCAGCACCCCUGUAUAGCAUUGACCCCCCUUGGUAGCUUCCAACAUUUCUUCGCAUCCAUCCAUCAUCAGACAUUGGCUUUCUUCAUGUGAAUGCCUCUCAUCUAUGGAAAUCAGUUAUUUUCUGAUGCGAAAACCAGACUUUCAGUGACUGAAUGAAGACUUUGAUUUUUGAGUUUCCUACACUUACAUUGACAAGUUAUUUGGGCGUUUGUAUUUGAAAAUGGUUAAAGUUUGCAAAGAAAUUGAAUUUAUAAUAACAUAAUUACAUUUUUCAAGUUGUUUUUCUGGUAAGGUAUUUAUAUCAUGACGUGGGAAUAGGAGGCUUCAAGCAAUUAUCUUGUCACUAUGUAUAUAAUGGGUUGUGUUUAACACUUUUGUCCCCCGCUAGAAGUUAAAGGCUUCACUGAGGUUAAGUUUCACAUACAGCCAUAAUAUAGUUUGCUUUUGACCGUGUAAUUCACAAAUAAAAAAGCCUCAUAAUAAAAAUUUACUGUCAGUAUAUGCCUAGUGUGUGCACCUCAUUAUUAUACCCCCAUUACUGGUAAUGGGGGCUUUAUAGGAGUCACUUUGUAUGUCUGUCUGUCGGUCUGUCUGUCCUAAAAAUUUCAUCCAAUCUUCACCAAACUUGAUCAGAAGUUGUAUCUAGAUGAUGUCAAGGUCAAGUUUAAAUAUGGGUCAUGUCGGGUCAAAAACGAGGUCACAGGGUCACUUAGUGCGUUUUAAACAGAAAGUUUGUCCAAACCAUAACUAUGUCAUUUAUCGUAAAAUUUUAAAAUGACUUGGUACAUUUGUUCACCAUCAUGGGACGGUGUGUCGCGCGAAAGAAGUAUGUCUAUAUCUCCAAGGUCAAGGUCACACUGAUUUUCAAAGGUCAAAAUGCUUGUCCGGACCAUAACUAUGUCAUUUAUCAUGAAAUUUUAAAAUCAUUUGGCAAAUUUGUUCACCAUCAUGGGACUGUGUGUCGGGCGAAACAAUUACGUCAAUAUCUCGAAGGUCAAGGUAACACUUUGAGUUCAAAGAUAAAAAAUGGCCAUAAAUGAGCUUGUCUGGGCAAAAACUAUGUCGUUCAUUGUGAGAUUUUAAAAUCGUUUGUCACAUUUGUUCAGCAUCAUUGGACGGUGUGUCGCGCGAAAGAAUUACAUCGAUAUCUUCAAGGUCAAGGUCACACUUUGAGUUCAAAGGUCAAAAAUGUCCAUAAAUCAGCUUGUCCGGGCCAUAACUAUGUCAUUCAUUGUGAGAUUUUAAAAUCAUUUGGCAUAUUUGUUCACCAUCAUUGGACGGUGUGUCGCACGAAAGAAUUAUGUUGAUAUCUCCAAGGUUAAGGUCACACUUUGCGUUCAAAGGUCAAAAAUGGCCAUAAAUGAACUUGUCCGGGCCAUAACUAUGUUGUUCAUUGUGAGAUUUUAAAAUCAUUUGGCACAUUUGUCCACCAUUAUUGGACAGUGUGUCGCGCGAAAGAAAAACGUUUAUAUCUGCAACGUCAAGGUCACACCGUGAGUUCAAAGGUAAAAAAUUGCCAUAAAUGAUCUUGUCAGGGCCAAAACUAUGUCAUUAAUUGUGAGAUUUUAAAAAUACCUGGUACAUUUGUUCACAAUCAUUGGACGAUGUGUCAUGCGAAAAAAUUAUGUCGAUAACUCCAAGGUCUAGGUCACACUCGGAGUUCAAAAGUAAAAAAAUGGCCAUAAAUUUGGACGGCAUGUCAUGCGAAAGAAUUCAAGAGUUCAAAGGUCGAAAUGGCCAUAAAUGAUAAUGGCAUUAUAAUUCUUAAAAAUCGCCAUAAAUUGGAUUCUCUUGUUUUGUGAAGACAGCAUGCAAAAUAGUCUGUGUCAAUGCGGCACGUGGGGGUAUACGUCACGUCUGUGACAAAGCUCUAGUUUAAUGUUGGGGCAUCAGUGUUAGUACCUGACAUCCUGUUGGUAAUUUACUGCAAGUUUUGGGCUACACCGGUAUAAAUGUGAACCCACUCAAAUGUUGCAUACAUCUUUUAUCUUCAAACAUGUAGGAAUAAGGGACCUAAGUGAUAUUUCAAUUACCUCCCUUGACAAACAAACAACAAGGUAAACCACAUUUAAAUUUGUUCAAACCAUUUGGCAUUCUCGUUUUUUCUUGCCGUUUUCCAUAUAUAUAGUGUUAUUAUAAAUUGCUUAUUUUGUAAUAUUUAUGUUAAAAUAAGCAGGAAGUAAUGGAGUAUUUUGAUAUAGAUACGUUUUAAAAGCCUGUAUUUCAAAAGCAUAUAUCUGAUAACAUAAUGAAUUGAUGACCCAAUUAAGCAAUUCACCAUGUAGAACAAUAAAAACCAAUUGAACCAAAUGUUAUGACAUAACUUUUUGUGGGAGAUAAAUGCCUAAGAUCUCUAAUUAUUUCAUGUUAGUAUGUCAAACUAGUAUUCUAAGGAAUUGUUCACAGAGUUUUUGUUUAAGUAUGCCAUUUUUGUUUUGAAUCAAGUAUUGGAGCUGAAGAGCUUGAUGUUUUUUUUAUGAUGCCACCUCCUGCUGUUUGCAAUUAUUUUUUUCUCACAAGUCUUAUUUAACAAAACAAAUCCACCAGUCGGAAAAUGCAAUGCUGGUCAGUCGGGGCUUGGAAAACUCUUCAAGCACAAUUACUGGUAUUUAGUCUAGUUUUCCCAAAAUAUGCUUCGUUUAUAUUUAUGUGUGAUUAUACUUUCAUAAAAUGUUUGCAUAGAAAAUCUAGUAAAUUUUCACAGCACCAAAAUAAAAGGAUUUUUCGUUGCAUACAUGUAGUUACGUUUACAGGAUCAUGUUAACAUGGUGUGAGGGCAUGGAACAUGCGUUGUUAAGUUGCAAUGUUAUUGACUUGUUGUUAUUACAAAAACACGAUUUCAAAGAUUAAUAAAUUAAGGACUAGAAUAGAAAGUCUGUGUGUGUGGUUUUCACUUUCAUGUUCAUGUAUUUAUGUAGGGUAGUUUGAAAAAUAACCCUUUUUAAUUUUUGUGUAAUUAUAUUUUCUACAUAAACAUGUAUGUGUAUAAAAGAAUGUAUUAUUUUAGAGGGAAAAUUAUAAAUAGUGUGACUUGUAAAAUUGUGAUAGUGACAUUUAUGUAAUGUGAAUUUCGACACAGGUUACAUCUGAUUUGUGUUUUUACGAAUGCUUUUUUUGUAUAAUUUGUACAAGAUAGUGAGGUCAGCUGUUGUACGAGAGCUCAUUUUUAUAUGUAUUUGUACUAAGUAGAUAAAGCGAAUGUGUUUUUUGAUAAGUAUGGUAUAAUUUGUAAGAAUGUAGGAAUAUUUUGGGAAAAGGUUUCUGAUGAGAAUAGGGAUAUUAUAACCAUUCAUGUCAAACAAUUUAUUUACUUUAGAUUUCCUAAUGUUUUUUGUACUUUUGUACAUAUGAUUGAUAAGUUAAUAAUUUCCCAAAAUAUAUGUUAUAGAUUGAUAGUAAUAAUUGAAAAACAAUGUUUCCAAUGGAUUGGCUUAUCCAAAAGAUGUUUCCAAUGGAUUGGCCUAUCCAAAAGAUAGACCUUUACUAAUCUGUACCCUGCUGAAUAUUUGCCCUUCAAAAUCACCAUUACCCAUGCACUUUGAACUUUGAACCGUUUGGAAGUCUUGCUUGGUUUAUAUAAACACUAGCUUUGGAAAUGAAAUCUUUUUGUCAAUAACAUCACUAUUAGCAGUGCAUUUCUAUUCAGAGGUGGUUCAAUAUAAGAUGAUAGGGUGAAUUAUUUUACUAGACUGUUUUUCUUUAAUGUUAUGCUUUUCUGAAUUAAUAAGUCAGAGAUUUACAGAGAUGAGCCAUUGGUAAAUGAUAAAACUUUCAGCUUUUGUAUUUGUUGCUGAAAAUAUGAUUCUGUCAAUCAGACUCUUUUUUAGUUAUUCUGAAAAAUGUUCAUGUACAAAUAUAUAAGAAAUAUUACGUUUGAUUCAGCACUUAAGAAAUUGUUGAUUUUUAAAAUAAAAUGAAUGUUUUCUAUCACUUACGUUCUAAUGUGUAAAAGCAACAAUGAUAUUUUGUUUUCUUUACCUCGUCGUAGACCCAGAUCUGAAUUGCUGUUCAUACUUGUUAUAUAAGGGGUAUUAUAGGAUGAUUCAAUUGCACUAGUUCCCCCAUUUAAAAUGUGAGCAACAUAAUGCAAAAACAGGUCAAUGCCAUAUGCACAGUCUGGUCAGGAGCUACGCAUUCCCCUGUAAAGUCACACAAUGUUAAGUUGUCUCUUUAACAGACAUUGUAGCUUCUCACCAUACUGCACAGAUGCUAAGACUGGUCUAUAUCUACACAGACAGGAAUAUGGCAUAGGAUACACUUUCAUAUGACAUGUGUCAUAUGAUACUCAUAAUAAAUGUUCACUCCAAUUUUAAUGAAUUGCAAGAAAAAAAAAUCAUUACUAAGUUACUGUUACUGUAAAUACAGAUUAUUUACAGAAAUAUUUAUAAAUACAAAAUAACAUUAAUUGAAUUUAUUUAUGGUGCAGAAACACACACAAUACAGGUAGUCUGUAGUAAUGACAUGAAUAUUGUCAAAAGUUUAUUUCUACAUAUUUAUUGUGAUUAUUUUAUUAUUUAUGCCAUACGAAUGGCUUGAAAUUGCGAAUAGUUUUAUAACAGAUAAAUGUUUAGAGUGUAAAUAAUGAGUAGAUGCUUUGAUAUGUUAUUGUUCAAAAUAGAGCUAGGGAGUAAAUAACCUUAAACAAGUUUUGUUUUCUUUUGUUCAAAUUGAGUUGAAAAUGAAAAAUUGGAUGUUUUUGUGAGACUUUGAGGAAGUGUGUAUUUGGAUCGUGAUUUUGUUCACCAAAGGUAUUUAUGUGAAACCAGAAUGUUUGUAAAUGUGUUGGUUGGAUUUUGUUUUAUUCCCUCAUGUAUUCUUUGUCUACACUAUUUUAUAAAUGACUAACAGUAAAGAUUUUAACAAAA